UUUUUUGGUUAAAUUAUUUGUUUUAUUCCUAUGGUUUCCUGAGUUUUAAUUUAAUUUUUAUGAUUCGAGCUUAGUUUUAAUUUGGUCCCGGUGGUUAAACUCUACCAAUACAUAUUUUCUUUUAUUUUUUUACUUGAUCCUAAAUCUUUAUAAUAGAACACACUUGUUCAUUUCCAAUUGAUAGUAGAUCAAACUAUAAGAAUCAAAUUUUAACUUUUAUAAUUGUAAAAACCACAUUGAAAGUAAUCCAAACCAUAUAGAUCAAGUUAGUUUCUGAUUAUGAUUUCAAAAAAUGUAUAGUAAAUUAUAUGACAGAUCGCUUUUAUUCUAAUUGAUUUCUUUUUGAUUCCUAGUACUUAAAUGAAACUUAAAUGGUCUUUUUUCUGAAUGUUUGACCCCAACUAUUCUCACAUAACAAUCGUUUUGUCCUACUAUACAUAACAAUUGUUUUGUCCUACUAUAUUUUGGUUACAGUAUUAUUUUUGUGUUUUCGCAUUUUGAAAUCUCCAGUUAUUUUUUACAAGAGAAGGAAAAAAAAAAUCGUUAUAUUUAUAGUAAUUUUUUAACUGUUAUAAAGGUUUUUCAAAAACAAGAAAAGAAAGAAAUAUCUUCAGAUGUCAAACAAAUUUCCAGGGACAAAAAAAGCAGCCUACAAAGCAGAAAAUUAACCAAGUCGAUAAAAAGAAAAAAAAAAGUUAUAUUUUUGGUGGAUUUGAGUAUAAGUUUAUUGUUAUAUUUUAAAAUGCAUACUAUUAUUUAUCAUUUAUGUAAAUGGCUCAAAAGAAAUAAAAGAUUUAAAAAAAAAAAAAAGAAAAGGCCAUCCAGCACCGUUUCCCGCCAAAGGAAACGGGCUUUCAUUACCCGGCAGCGGCAAUCCACGUCUUCCAACAGUGGGACCCACUCACUACCUUUUUUUGUUAUGAAAAGAAGAGCCAAGRRAAAAAAAAAAAGCCCACUGUUUUUCAUUUUCUUAAACUCGUUCGGGUCCUUCUCCACUCCAAUCAAAAGACCCAAAACAGACCCCUUUUUUGGGUUCUUUAUAGCUUCUUCUGAUUCUUUUUAUUCUCUCGUUCAAGUCAAGAAAGAAGGCCAUGGGAUCUUAAAAUAUAAAUUACAUAAACAUAAACAUACCUGCUUCUAUGGCUUUCUGCUGCUCUCUUGUCUGCCGUGCCGCCAUCAGCAUAAAGCUUCGAACCCUUCCUUCCACCUCGAUAUCUGCAAAAAUGGUGGCUGUGGCUCCAAGGUCGCUUCUUUGAGCCCCCAUUCUCGGCGGACAGUAAACAAUGAAAUGUGUGUGUCUUUUCCUCUGCCUCGUUAAACGCGCCACCAAUGUGAACGAGGGGCUAUGAUGUUGUAGAUUUGUCAAAGUUUUUCCUGUUUCCGGAUAGUGCUGCCUCCUGCAAUCUUCAUUUCAGCGACAAAUUAGGGGAGUGGAGUUCUGAAAAAGAAAGGAAACACAUACCUCGUUUCGAGAGUACGCACAGGCUUCUUCAAGACCCUGGCCUUAUAUUCUUCUGAACAUGGUUGCCUUUGUAGCUGUAAUAGUCUGCUUGGUUCUUCUGAGAACACCCAACAUUUAUGUGGCAAACGAUGAAGAGUGGAAAUCUGCUACUGCAACAUACUCCAAAGAAACUGAUGGGUCAAUCGUUACAGAAGGGGCUUGUGGUUACGGAGAUCUGCAUAAGAUUAGCUAUGGAAAACACAGCGCUGGACUGAGUAGCAUGUUGUUUAAUAGAGGGAGUACCUGUGGAGCUUGCUAUGAGCUUAGAUGUGUUGACCACAUCUUAUGGUGCUUGCAAGGAAGCCCGACCGUGAUUCUAACAGCGACGGACUUCUGUCCUCCCAAUUAUGGCUUAUCCUCUGAUUAUGGUGGGUGGUGCAAUUUUCCCCAAGAACACUUUGAGAUGUCAGAGGCAGCGUUUGCUGAAAUAGCAGAGAGAAAAGCAGAUAUUGUGCCAGUUCAAUACAGGAGGGUGAGGUGUGACAGGAGUGGUGGAUUGAGAUUCACAGUCCGUGGCAAUUCUCGCUUCUUUCAAGUUCUGAUUACCAAUGUCGGAAUGGACGGUGAAUUGGUGGCAGUGAAAGUGAAGGGAUCAAGAACAGGAUGGAUACCACUGGCAAGGAACUGGGGACAAAACUGGCAAAGCAAUGUCAAUCUUCAUGGGCAACCUCUCUCUUUUGAAGUUACCUCUAGCAGUGGAAGAGCACUUACUUCCUAUGGUGUUGCACCUGGAAACUGGCAGUUCGGGCAGACAUUUGAAGGGAAACAGUUUUGACAUUGUCAUGCAAUUGAGGAAUCUAAAUCAAAAUUUUAGGCCUUCUUCAAGGAAAUAUAACUAGAAACUCAAGCAUUAGUAUUACACUGGCAGUGGCAUGUUAAAUCUCUUGAUGUGUAAACGCGCAUCAGAAUUAGACUGCACAAAAUUAGCAGUCGCAUAGAGCCUGCAUUUUUCAUCUGAACUAUGUAUAGUUUUACAAAAGCAAUGUAGCUCUACAGAACCCGGUUUUGUC
Molecule: messenger RNA, 2511 nt
Organism: Momordica charantia (bitter melon)
Lineage: Eukaryota; Viridiplantae; Streptophyta; Magnoliopsida; Cucurbitales; Cucurbitaceae
Gene: EXPA20
Product: expansin A20
Biological process (GO): plant-type cell wall organization
Cellular component (GO): extracellular region
Source: RefSeq, a predicted model, not a curated record